Messenger RNA from Cicer arietinum (chickpea), 2293 nucleotides. The record is from RefSeq and is a predicted model, not a curated record. NCBI's taxonomy places the organism in Eukaryota, Viridiplantae, Streptophyta, Magnoliopsida, Fabales, Fabaceae.
GACAAAUGUGUGUGCAGAGAACCCAAACAAUAAAAAAAAAAUAAUAAUUUGAGGAAACAACAGUCAAUAAAUUUGAUGUAUUAAUCUUAUUUUGGUUUCUUUUCAUCUCAUACUUGUUCAUAAAGUACAGUCAAAGCGUCCUAUAAGAGUAAGAAAAUAAAUAAAUUUUGGGUAGAAAAAGAAAAAGAAAAUGAAAAUUUGACAUACUUUGGAGAUUGAGAUUCGCAUUGUGAUUUAUAAAUGGUGAUGAUCUUGCAAAUCCUCCGAUGCCAUGUUUGCACAACCCUUCCUUUGUCUCAUCAUGUCCUCGUAAGUAAGCAGAAAAGAGAAAAGGAAAAUCAUAGAACAACCAUUGGCGAAUCUCGUUAUUCCAUUUGAAAUUUAAUUAGGAGGAUGACGAAUUCUGCUUCUACGGUGCAAUCAAUGCCAGGAAGCUCAGGGUAUUUAGAUCUGUAUCCUGAACGAAAAAUGUCGUUUUUUGAGAAUCCUUACAUUCUUGGACUCGCUGCUGUUGCUGGAAUUGGUGGGUUGCUUUUUGGCUACGACACAGGGGUGAUAUCAGGAGCACUUCUAUACAUAAAAGAUGAUUUUAAGGAGGUUCGAGAAAGUAACAUUUUGCAGGAAACAAUAGUGAGCAUGGCAAUAGCAGGUGCAAUAGUUGGAGCUGCAACUGGCGGUUGGAUCAACGAUACUUAUGGACGAAAGAAAGCAACUCUGAUCGCCGACGUCAUCUUUAUUAUCGGUGCAAUUGCUAUGGCCGUCGCACCUGAUCCUUACAUUCUGAUAAUAGGACGUCUUCUCGUCGGUUUAGGAGUUGGUAUUGCAUCUGUCACAGCUCCUGUCUACAUUGCUGAAGCUUCACCUUCUGAAAUCAGAGGUUCAUUAGUCUCAACUAAUACUCUCAUGAUCACUGCUGGACAAUUCCUUUCCUACAUUGUUAACCUCGCUUUCACACGUGUCCCCGGCACGUGGCGUUGGAUGUUGGGUGUUUCUGCUGUUCCUGCACUUGUUCAAUUCAUUCUCAUGCUUUUCCUCCCUGAAUCCCCUAGAUGGCUCUUCAUCAAAAACAGAAAGCAUGAAGCUGUUCGUGUUAUUUCAAACAUUUAUGAUUUGGCUCGUUUACAAGACGAACUUGAUUUUCUUUCUGCAGAGACUGAGGUAGAGCGUCAGAAAAACAAUAAGAAUGUGAAAAUUGGGGAUGUUUUUAAGUCUAAAGAAAUAAGAUUGGCGUUCAUGGUUGGAGCAGGGUUGAUGCUGUUCCAACAAUUUGUUGGAAUAAAUACUGUUAUGUAUUAUAGUCCAACCAUUGUUCAAAUGGCUGGUUUUCAAUCGAAUGAAUUGGCUCUUCAAAUAUCACUUUUUGUUGCUGCUAUGAAUGCUGCUGGAAGUGUUAUUGGUAUUUACCUCAUUGAUUAUUCAGGGAGGAAGAAAUUAGCUCUUUGUAGUUUAGGAGGGGUAUUUGCAUCUUUGCUUCUCUUGUCUAUCUCAUUCUCAAAUUCAAAUUCAAAUUCAUAUUCAUGGGUUGCAGUAUUGGGACUAAUUUUGUAUAUUGCAUUUUUCUCGCCGGGGAUGGGGCCGGUGCCGUGGACGAUGAACUCAGAGAUAUAUCCAGAAGAAUAUAGAGGAAUAUGUGGGGGUAUGUCAGCUACUGUGUGUUGGGUUUCCAAUCUCAUAGUGUCACAGACAUUUCUUUCAAUUGCAGAAGCUUUAGGAACUGGUACCACAUUCUUGAUUCUUGCUGGAAUGACAGUGAUUGCGUUUAUAUUUGUGGUUGUGUAUGUUCCAGAGACAAAAGGAUUGACGUUUAAUGAGGUGGAACUAAUAUGGAAGGAGAGAGCUUGGGGUACCACCCACAUUAAGAAUAACUCAGACUCAGACUCAAUAAACCUUCUUCGCAGCAACAAUGAUCAAUCCUAGCUAGGUAGGUAUAGAUGAAUCACCCUGUCUAUCCUUCUUCGGAUAGCUUUUCAUUGCUAAAUUAAUUACUUUCCUAAAAUAAUAAUAACACAAACUACAUUUAACCUCAAAAGAAAUGUAUUUAAAUUAUCUAUUAUGUUGAGAUUGUUGAUCAACAUAGUUUAGUUAAAGUGAAAUAUAUCAAAGGUCUUGUGUUCUGUGUGGCUGCAUGGUCUGGAAAAGUCAGACUUAAGAGUGCAUACCCUUCCUUAUAACAUAUAUGGUACUUAUAGUAUAGAGUGUAUUGAAGUAUUUGUCCACUACAAAAUGUUAUAAGAAAGUACAUCAAUUGUAUAAUCCAUAAGCACAAUUAUAAGAUAUGAAUCUAAAAGACAAC